Molecule: messenger RNA, 5858 nt
Organism: Sinocyclocheilus rhinocerous
Lineage: Eukaryota; Metazoa; Chordata; Actinopteri; Cypriniformes; Cyprinidae
Product: arf-GAP with Rho-GAP domain, ANK repeat and PH domain-containing protein 2-like
Exons: 33
Coding region: 522-5357 (1611 amino acids)
Biological process (GO): signal transduction
Cellular component (GO): cytoplasm
Molecular function (GO): protein binding; phosphatidylinositol-3,4,5-trisphosphate binding; GTPase activator activity
Source: RefSeq, a predicted model, not a curated record
CUGACAUGAAUUCCUGCAGAAUCCGUCGCUGGAGGCGCAUCAAGCUGCAACAUGCAGAAGAGUGGAGAGAUACGGUGUUUUACUGAUUCAAAGACCGAGAAAGAGACAUUUUUGCAAAUUGAGCUAAUUACCAACAUUAUUACAUUGCCAUGUUAUUUGAAUUGUAAUUGACUCUACCUCAUGCCUGGGCAUUUGUCCCACAUGUUUACAGCGGUGUAGUAUAGAGGCGCGGUUGGCGUGGCCCGGCGCAGGUAGGCGUGGAGAGCCGCGCGCCUAGACUCGAAAUCCGGAACGACCGCUGGAUGGAAAGAAACUACGGCAUGAAGACAAACGUUUUCAACCUAAGCAGGCAGUGACAACUUCUCGUCAGAAAGUUACAGCGACAUUUUGACAGCAAGAAGGGUGGUUACGGUUUGAGGGUGUGUUCCUACAUCUUUUCAACUUGCCUCAGAGUAACCUCGUCAUCCAGUGGCAUAUGGUAGACUUCAUGACCACUGAAGACCCCAUGUGUCUACUCUUCUAUGGAGCCCGACCAGGAAAUUACUCGGUGGCUGACCAGUCUGCACCUGCCCCAAUAUGCCUCCAGCUUCGCCCGGGCUGGCUACCAUUGCUUUAAGGACCUCAGGAGCCUAACAGAGGAGAAGCUUUACCAGAUGAACAAUAUUCCCACAGGACACCGUCGGAGGAUCCUAAGCAGCCUGGAGACCCUGAUGAUGGAAGUGGAUGGAGGUGAAGUGCCAGUGAGGAGAAAGCCGAUCCCAAGACCUAGACAGGUGUUUCCCAAGGCUAAGCAGAGAGGAACAUCUUGUCGACAUUCUCAGGGCAGUAACAUCCAGAUGACAAGGCAAACUCUUCCUUCAGGGACUAUUGCUGAUUCAGAGCGGAUGGCCAUUGGUUCUGCUACACUUCCUCAUACACUUCCUAGUGUUACAUGUCACACUGUUUCCUCCAGCUCAAGCUCCGCCUCUGAUCAUGGCAGCAGCGAAUCACUGGAGAAUGUUUCAGAAGAACCUAUUCCAGAUGAGAAUGAUGACUUUUCCUCAGAAGGAGCUUCUGUAGGGUUUCAGGGAGAAAUGGUUGAAAAUGAAAUAUAUGAGCAGUGUACCUUCAUUAAGGAACCGUCUGAGCCGAGGUCCACCCGCUCCUAUAAACUACGACACAGGCCUGUACCAGAGAUCCCUGAACAUCCCUUCAUACCUCCUUAUGACUGGAAUGUGGCAGCAAACAACAAUGACCAUCUCACAAAGUCUGAGGGACUCAUCUGCCCCACAGGCAGUCAGAAAGCAUCACUUCAAAGGACCUUGUCCCCCAUUGCCCCAUAUGGAGAGCUUUUUCUGUACAAUUCAGCAGAAAAGGAAUCGGAUGUGGGCAACGAUGUUAUGUCCAGUCAAGGAGUAAAAGAGAACCUGGAUCAACAGAAGUUAAGAAACAAGCAGACACAAAACCAAGAAAGAGCACACAAUCACAAGAAGCAAGACCUUUCCAAGCAACAUUAUGUCCAUGAUGAUGAUGAUGAUGAUGAUGAUUACUCCACUCUCCAAGAAUCCACGCUUAGUCAGCGAUUGGCUACUGAAUGCUCUUUUAAACAUCCUACUCUUCUCUCGAGCACUGGACCAUCAAUUUUCGCCAAGCCUCAAACAGAUGUGAAGGACAUAUACAGUAUGGCACAAGAUGACCUACCAGGCCUACUGAGACCAAACCUUCCUUCUCUAACAGAAGUUUCCAUUUCUCCCUAUGCCUGCUUCUAUGGGACCCAUAAUGCUGCCACCAAAGCAGGCUGGCUAGACAAACUCUCUCCUCAAGGGAACUGUGUCUUUCAGAGAAGAUGGGUGAAGCUUGAAGGAGGAAAUCUCACUUACUACAACAGCGAUAAGGAGAUGUACUCGAAGGGCCUGAUACCUAUUUCAGCAGUUAAACAAGUUCGUGCUCUGGGUGAGAAUAAGUUUGAGGUGGUCACGUCUGUAAGAACCUUUGUGUUUCGGGCAGAGAAAGAAGGAGAACGUCAGGAUUGGCUAGAGGUUCUCCAGUCUGCUGUGAGCUCCCAGCCCUCCAUUUCCCAUCAGCCUCACAAAAAUAACACAAACAAGAGUGGCUACGUCGAGCUGCGUGGCCUCAAAGGAAGAGUCUACCUCAGCCUCAUGGGAACCAGCUUUAGACUCUGUAAAACAGACCAGGACUUUAAUGCUGGGCUGGCCAUCACUGUUGUGGACCUGACGGCUGCGUGUGUGAAACAAGUUGAGAGGAAAGGAUUUGAGAUCACUACACCUUUCAAAUCCUUCUGUUUCACAGUGGACUCUGAGCGUGAGAGAGAGGAAUGGAUAGAAGCAGUACAGGAGUCCAUCGUAGAGACGUUGUGCAAUUAUGAGGUGCUGGAGAAGGUUUGGUUCAACAGAUCCAACAGGGAGUGCGCUGAUUGUCAGGCUCCUGAGCCGGAAUGGGCCUCCAUCAACCUGUGUGUGGUCAUCUGCAAGAAUUGUGCUGGUCAGCAUCGAUUCCUGGGUCCUGGGAUCUCAAAGGUCCGCAGUAUGAAGCUAGACAGCAGCAUAUGGACCAACGAGCUCAUUGAGCUGGUUUUAGACGUUGGAAAUAAAAAUUCCAACAGCUUCUGGGAAGCAAAUCUUCCCCCAGAGGAGGAGCUUUGCAUGCAGCCGUCACUGGAGCAGCGUGCAUCCUUUAUUCGCAGGAAGUACAAAAAGAGGAAGUACAAGAAAGUUCUAGAAGGUCUAAACACUCAAGAGGAACUCAACAAGGCGCUGUGUGCAACAGUAGUUCUCCCUGACAUCCUGCAAACCAUGGCCCUGGUUUUCAGCGGGGCGGAUGUGAUGUGUGCAACCGGUGACCCUCAGUACUCCACCCCAUAUCUACUGGCUCAGAAAGCAGGCCAGAGGCUGCAGAUGGAGUUUCUCUACCACAACAAGCUCUCAGAUUUUCCUAAGCUGGAAGCAGUAUUUGACAGCAGUUUUUCGGCUGAUGUUCCGUCUUUUAUGGAUGGAUUUCUCUAUUGCUCUGUGAACGCCGGCAAGGCCACUCUGGACCGGAAAGGAAGACCCGACCUGGUCCUCCGUUGGUGUACGAUGGAAGGUGGAUUCCUUAGUUACUAUGAAAAUGAGAAGAACGCUACACCCAUAGGCCGGGUUGACGUCAGCGAUGUGGUGAGCCUGGCCAUCAACAACACUGAGAACAUCACUGAAACAGGGCCAGUGUUCACCUUUGAGUUGUACCUCCGCUCUCAGAGAGUGCUGGUGUUCGGAGCGGAGACCUCAGACGCACAGCAGGAUUGGACACAUGCCAUCGCCAAGUGUUUUGUCCCUGCAAGGGCAGAUGCUCUGCUGAGGCUGGACAGUGAGCUUAUUGGCCGACUGCACUAUAAAGAGGGUCAUGACCUUUAUCAUUGGCGAAUGGGAUGGUUUGCUCUGGUGGGCUCAGAACUCUACUUCUGUUCUGGAGAUGAAGAUGAAGAGGAGGGAGUUCUUCAACUCAAACGCCUACAGGAGCUUACUGUGUCCACUCAUAUGGAGGGUGAUGAGAAGAUUCAGGUCUUACUCAUGGUUGAGAGUGGGAGAACUGUGUACAUACAUGGCAUAACCAAGCAGGACUUUGCACUGUGGCAUUCUUCCAUCCAGCUGGCAGCUGGGACAGACGGUAUGGCUCUCGGCAACCAGCAGAUGAAUAAAAAUGAUGUUCCUAUCAUUGUGGACAGCUGCAUUGCUUUUGUCACCCAAUAUGGUUUGUGUUAUGAGGGAAUCUACCAGAAGAACGGUGACCCGGGCCGUGUGGCCCAGCUCCUGCAGGACUUUACCAAGAACGCUCGGGUUGUUAAGCUACGGGCUCAAGACCAUCGGCUAGAGGACGUCACAGACACACUCAAGAGCUUCCUGUCUCACAGUGAAGACGCUCUAUUGGCUAAAGAGCUGUACCCUUUUUGGAUCUCUGCCCUUGAUGAACAGGAUGAGAAGGUCAGAGUGCAAAAAUAUUCAUCCUACAUUCAGAGUUUACCCAAAGUCAACAGGUCAACACUUGGUGCUCUGCUGCAGCAUUUGUACAGGAUCCAGAGGUGCUCGCUUAUCAACCAGAUGAACACGCAGAAUCUGGCAUGUGUUUUCUCCUCGUGCCUGUUUCAGACGGAAGGACACACAGCUCAGGAGACCCGUGUGGUGGAAGACCUCAUCAACAAUUACAUCCAGCUCUUCUCUGUCAGUGAAGAGCAGGUUAGGCAAAUGGAGAAAGAAAACAGCUUUAUCACCAGGUGGAAGGACACCACAUUCUCUCCUGCUGGUGACCUGAUAUUUGAAGUCUACUUAGAAAAAAAGCAGCCAGAGAAGUGCUGUUUAAUCAAGGUGUCUCCUAGCAUGAGGUCAGACGAGCUUGCCAUCAGCACUCUGGAGAUGAAGGGGAUGGAGGUCAAAGCUCAAGAUCUCUGGACCACUUUUGAGGUCAUUGAGAAUGGAGAGAUGGAGCGGCCCUUACACUACAAUGAGAAGAUUCUGGAGCAGGUAUUGGAGUGGAGCUCUCUGGAGGAUCCCAGCUCGGCCUUCCUGCUCAUUAAGAAAUAUUCUGGUUCUAAAAUGACAGAUUCCAACUCAGAUAAACUGAAAGAUUUCAUUAAAGGAGAGCAACUCAAAUUCAAAGACGGUUCUUCCAAACUGCUUUUGGGGAAUAAGUUUCAGGACCGAUACCUGGUACUACAAGACAAAAAACUGCUGUUAUACAAAGACAUAAAAAGUACCAAACCAGAAAGAGAGGCUCCGUUAAAGUCUGUUAAAUGUUACUUAGGGCUACGGAGGAAGUUGAAACCAACAAGCAGUUGGGGUUUUACUGUUUAUACUGAAAAGCAGCAGUGGUAUUUCUGCUGUAAAGGGAAUGAUUCUCAGCAGGACUGGGUCACCUCCAUUAUCAGAGUGAAGCAUGCCAGUGACUUAUGGCCUAAAGACCUAAAGCAGAGUGCAUUGUUACCUUAUAACCUGAGCAGAGGAAGAACAUCCACUUACAGCACAGCAAAGACCAGCACAGCCAAACAUCAGAGAGAGGCUAAAGGGAAGUCAGUCCUCACUACAAGUAUAGAAGGUUCAAAUACACGAAACCAAAUGACCACAGAUGUGAGCAACCAACCGGACGUGAUGCAUAAAUUGGCAAGCAGUGAAGGAACUCCGAGUGUCUCCGGGCUUAAAAUGGUGAUUGAUGACACACUCCAGUCUCUGCGUAGACCAUCACUUCAACAAGACCCCAGCGCUCUCACCCAGCUAUCACACAAGAAGGCUGUGUUGCCCAGCAGAGGUGUGCAGUUGCCAAAAAACCUCAUUAAUGAACUAAGUACUGUUCUCAACAAAACAGGACGCUUUCCGAAAGAAGACGAUUAAGAGAGACAUACAGAGACAGAAAGACGAGAUACUUGUCUGUUGCUCUUCCAUUGUGCAUGAGGAAAAACCAACACCAAAUCACCCCACAAAGCUCAGUUGGUUCUCAGUAAGGAAGUUGGAUGUUACUACUCAGGACAUGGAGAGUAAGUACAGUAAAUGUUUAAACUGAGGUAAACUGGUGGGUCAAACAUUGGAUGUAAAGACUUUUUUUUGCGCACAACUACAGCUGUUUGCCAUAGGUUGCAUUGAGCCUUUAUCCUUCAAUUUAGAACCAUGUAAUUCAGUAUUAUUGAACAUUAAUGAUUGUUUUAGGCUUUUGCAUGAUAACAUGCAUUUCACUCUUCAUUCUCAUAUCUGUUUUUAUUCUCAAUGAGGUUGAAAAAGACACUACUAGACAACAAUGUUCCAGUAUCAUCUUAAAUCUUCAUAUUUUGAAACUGGUUGUUCUGAGAUAAGUGGAAUGGUAACAUUAGCAUUAGUUAAAGUUGGCAUGAAAUAGAA